UGAGGAAAGAGUGCAGAAAAUCGGAAAAUAGAAAAAAAAAAAAAAAGAAGAAGAAAACUUCCAAUUAUUAUACCUUUUCAACUGUGGAGAAGGAACUCAAAGACUUGCCCAUGAAUACAAAAUGAAGUUAGCAAAAUUGGAUCAUAUUUUCAUCACCCACAGAAGUUGGGAAAAUUUAGGUGGUUUAUUAGGGUUAUCACUAACGAUACAAGAUAUAGGAGUACCUGAAAUAACCUUACAUGGUCCCCCAGGCAUUGAUUUGCUAUAUGAUGCAACUGAAAAGUUUGUUUUAACCAGAGAUUUGAAAAUUGUAAAGAGAAAUCACAAUGAAAAGCCUUAUAGUGAUUCUUGCAUGGAAAUACAAUAUAUCCCCAUUUACAAACCUUCUAAUAGUCAGGAAAUGCUUAGCUCUUCAUCAGAGUCUGACUCAUCAGAUGGACAUGAGAAGUUCAGAAAACUGAAGUCAUCAGAAGUUUCGUCUGAUUCUGAUUUAAAUGAAUUUGAAUCUCCUUCACGUAAACCUAAGAAAUUGCGGCUGUCGAGGUACAAAGCAUAUUCUGACAUGACAAUGGCUUAUGUGUGCAAGGGUCACAGCAAACCCGGCCAUCUUUUAAUACACAAGUGUGUUGAAGAAGGUGUACCUCCGGGCCCAUUAUUAGGAGAACUGAAGAAUGGUAAAGAUGUAAUUUUACCUUCAGGGAGAACAAUUUAUUCUAAGGAUGUAGUAUCUCCUGAGGAAUUAUGUCCUCUUUUUUUAGUUGUGGAAUGUCCUUCAGAAGAAUUUCUGGAUCCUUUUGUCGGUGAAGAAAAAUUUAGAUGCUACCAGUCAAAUGACUCUGAGUCAUCUGAAACAGCAGCAUUGGUUGUACACUUCACACCACCUCAUGUUUUAAAAUGCUUAAAAUAUCAGCAAUGGAUGAAGAGGUAGCUAACUGGUUUUUGUUGAAUUAGCAACUUAAAACUGUUGUUAGAAAAAUUGGUUAGUUAUUAAAAUUUUAAGGAAAUUAAAUUCAAAAGCUAUUUUUUGUAAUUUUUUUUUUAAUAGCCAUGAAGAUUUUAUGAAUUUAUC
Molecule: messenger RNA, 1069 nt
Organism: Stegodyphus dumicola
Lineage: Eukaryota; Metazoa; Arthropoda; Arachnida; Araneae; Eresidae
Product: zinc phosphodiesterase ELAC protein 2-like
Biological process (GO): mitochondrial tRNA 3'-end processing
Cellular component (GO): mitochondrion
Molecular function (GO): 3'-tRNA processing endoribonuclease activity
Source: RefSeq, a predicted model, not a curated record